AUGUGGGCGAUAGAGUAUCGAGAACAAGACACUGUUGAUGCGCUAGUCAAGGUUGGCGUCGACGUUAAUCAUGGAGCCGCAACUGGAGCGCGACCAACGCCACUUAUCCAAGCGGUGAGAAAAGAAGGAAAGGAAAUCGUGAAGAUGCUUCUGAGCUCUGACAAGCUCAAAGUCAACGCGCAGGACAAGACCGGGUGUACAGCUUUAAUGAUGGCCGUGACGAAUGAAAACUUGGACAUCGUUGAACUACUGCUCAGCGACGAGAGGACUGAAGUCAACGGGGAACCCACUGGAGAUUGGACGCCCCUAAUGGAAGCAGUAGCGGCAGGCUUCACGAGCAUAGUCAAGCUACUGAUUGGCGUUGAUAGGGUCGACGUUAACAUGAAGACCGAGCAUGGAAUGUCGGCACUGAUGUUUGCGGCAGUGAAGGGGCUUGAAGACGUUGUCGAAGUGUUGCUCACUAGUGACAAGAUUGAUAUCUCGGCGACAACUAAGUUUGGGGACACAGCGAUGAUGCUUGCGUCAAAGAAGGGACACGAAGAUGUGGUUGAGCUACUGCGAUCACGUUGGAUUCAUACUGACUCAGUCGUUCCUCUCGUCCGGGUACGGAGCUUUUGA
Alternaria viburni is the source of this 618-nucleotide messenger RNA. RefSeq lists its product as uncharacterized. Lineage: Eukaryota; Fungi; Ascomycota; Dothideomycetes; Pleosporales; Pleosporaceae. Gene Ontology annotation, molecular function: protein binding. The record is from RefSeq and is a predicted model, not a curated record. Bases 1 to 618 code for a protein of 205 amino acids. The transcript has a single exon.